AAGCCUCAGCAUAAUAUAUUUCAUACCCACAACCAACCAUAAUAAAACUCCCUUCUGCCGCAGUAUCCCCAAACCUUAAAUUCCCUUUUGCCUCAGUUUAGUAUUCCAAUAUCAUGGUCGCUGCCAUUGAGCUCACGUCGGGUCAAGACCAUACCUUGACGAUGGCUUCACGCCACAAUACAUCAAAGAUCGAGAAAUCUCUGUGCAAGGUAUCGGAGAUGGAUAAAUCUCUGCGCGAACUGGGCGAGAUAUGGGAGAUGGAGAAUUCUCAUGGCGAACCGGGCAAGAUAUCAGAGAUGGAGAAAUCUCUAGCCGCGCUUUUGUCCCACCAAAUCCAACUGGUCCAUUUGAAGAAAUUAAUAUGGGACGAGCUUUGCUUCAGUAGGGCUGGCAGUUGCAAACAUGGGACCGUUCAUCCUUACCCAAGCUUGCCCAUGGAGGGGAUGACGGUAAAUCAGGGGGGCCAAGAUAGAUCUGUGUUUUUAAUGGUAACUUUCGAUGGGGGCAAAUACACCGGUGCCAUAUAUGAAGUUAAAUUCAAAUUCGGAGGAGAAGUGGAUGAUAUGGGCGGAGGAGGAGCACCUAAACCUGUAGCCACAUUCAGUGAUUUUAACGUUCGGGGUGCAAGGAUUUUUGACCGCUCCGAACUAUAUGUAUUUACAGACGAGGAUUGGGAUAAACCUGACCUUAGUUCAUUCAGAGGGUCUAUCUUUAAUAUGAAAACUAGGAAAUUAGAUUCCUUCACACCUUCUACCGUACAGUUUAAGCCGCGUGGAACAGUUGUGUCGGCAUAUGGCACACUUUAUUUUCUUGAAGCCAAGGGACGAAGUCGGAGUCUAGGUUUUGGGAAAUACAAUCCUGAUAAGAAGGAUUGGGUGCGACUGCCUUUGUUUCCAUUUUCUUAUGAAUACAUUAUGAAGGUAACUGGUUAUGCCGUUUGUUACGGCCUUAUUUUGUAUACAUUGUGUGACAGACACCGAAAAUUGGAUGUCGUUGCUUUUCACGUGGGGACAAAUAAUUGGAAACGAGUGCAAACUAACACUUAUAUUCCUUUCCGAGGGAGGGCUGUGGUUGUAGGCGAGACUAUCUAUGCCUUAAAUAUGCUUGAGGUGGAUGAGAUUAUAGCAUACUCCUUGGAGAGGAAGGUAAAUGAUGACGGUGAUAUUGCAUAUUCACUAGUGCAACUGUAUAGAUUGAACGGCCUUGAGAUUGCUGAUCCCCCAUUGCAAUUUGGUGAAUUUGUGACUGACUAUUUGGUUCAUCUGGGGAAUCAAGACUUAGUUCAUGUUAAGACUGGCAAGCCUCAGCAUAAUAUAUUUCAUACCCACAACCAACCAUAUAAAAACUCCCUUCUGCCGCAGUAUCCCCAAACCCUAAAUUCCCUUUUGCCUCAGUUUAGUAUUCCAAUAUCAUGGUCGCUGCCAUUGAGCUCACGUCGGGUCAAGACCAUACCUUGA
Prunus mume (Japanese apricot) is the source of this 1457-nucleotide messenger RNA. The record is from RefSeq and is a predicted model, not a curated record. Lineage: Eukaryota; Viridiplantae; Streptophyta; Magnoliopsida; Rosales; Rosaceae.